AUGGUCAAAGAUGCUGGAGUUGAUGGAGCGGUCAUGACAACUACGCCUGGUACUCAUUUUGCUCUCGCCGAACUGGCAUUGGAAGGUGGAAAAUGGGAUGCUGAUUUUGCUGCAACCUCGAAAUUGGUGAAAAACGGUGCUCUUGACCGAGUUGCUGAAUUUGAAACUCAUUUUGAUCGCCAUCCCCCUGAGAUGCCCACGACUGGUAGUUGGAAAACGCAAAAAAUUCCUGGAGUUAUCCAUUUGCUUGGUCUCGCGAAGAGAACAACUAACUCUGUUGCUUCCCAGAUGGAGAACAAUGACUCCGGGUACGAAUAUGCGCUCACUUCACUUCCCCACUAUGAUCAGAUUUUAGCUACUACCAGGGGAACGGUAAAUAUCAAUCCUGAUGAAAAGCAUUUAAGAUUCUUGGUUCGAGGGGACAAAGGCAGCCUCAAAAGACAUUGCUUCCCUUUUGGCCUUGCUCAGCUGUCGAUUGAAAGUACGAACGAAGCUAAUCCAGUACCAGUCCUGUCUCGACAUCCGAGAAGAGCGGCUGAAAGCCGGACUUAUGCAUGGAGGCCAAGAGUCCAAGCUGCGACACUCCCGUGCUUGAGGCCUACCACUCGACUAAUUUUGGGCCGAUUGAGCAAAGGUAUACCUACAAAAAGUACUGGUACUAACGGCAAUUCCAUUGUUGAACCUCCAACAUAUGAUGAGUUCUACCGCAAACUCGCGAAGGCGAUGGCUGUUGAAAGUGACAUCCUAUUGAGCGCUUGA
Messenger RNA from Histoplasma capsulatum G186AR, 759 nucleotides. RefSeq names its product oxidoreductase. NCBI's taxonomy places the organism in Eukaryota, Fungi, Ascomycota, Eurotiomycetes, Onygenales, Ajellomycetaceae. The record is from RefSeq and is a predicted model, not a curated record. The coding region runs from base 1 to 759 and encodes 252 amino acids. The transcript has 5 exons.